Molecule: messenger RNA, 276 nt
Organism: Paramecium octaurelia
Lineage: Eukaryota; Ciliophora; Oligohymenophorea; Peniculida; Parameciidae
Source: the annotation of a GenBank genome assembly
AAAAUGAUUGCUGUUUCUCUUAGGAUAGGAGUAAAUGUUUUAAGUACAAUAACAGUCUAGAAUUUACUUUUUUUUCACAUUAUGAGUAGUAAUCUUUAUUUUGCCAUGAUAGUGCAAUAUACAUUUAUAACUAGAGGAAACAUUAACAACUACAAAUGUCGGAUGUUGAAAUAUAUUUAUGAAUUUAAUUUCAAAAACCUAAAUAAAAAAUAUAAACAAAUAAUAAUCUAAAUCUUUAAUUCUUAGUUAAUCUAUUUCAACUAUUCUUAAAUCUGA